AAUCUUGAUUGGCUCCCAGUGCAGUAGAAUUCAGGUAAUUCUCGACUUACAAUCACAAUGGCGUUCAAAAUUUCCUUGGCUAAUUGAAGUAUUUCUUAAGUGAAUUUUGCUCCAUUUUAAGACCUUUCUUGCCACAGUUAAAUGAAAUCACUGCAGUUGUUAAAUUAGUAACACAGUUGUAAAGGGAAUCUGGCUUCACCCCUCCCCCCCAUUGAUUUUGCUUGUCGGAAGAUUGUAAAAGUUGAUCGCAUGACCCUGGGACACUGCAACCAUCAUAAAUAUAUGCCAGUUGUCAAGCAUCUGAAUUUUGAUCACAUGACCAUGGGGAUGUUGUAAUGGAUCUGGUGAAGAAAAAUCACAAAGUCUUUUUUUUUGGUGGGGGGGGUGCCUUUGUAACUUGGAACAGUUACUGAAUGAAUGGUUCUAAAUCAAGGACAAGGGAACCUGUAUUCCCUUAAUCAUAUAAAACAAUACAAUCUACCAAUGAUUUUUAGAUUUUCAUUUGGGUGUGCAUACAGCAUCCUAAGAAACAUUCUCUGCAAUUUGGUUGGGGAAGAAUAUAUUGAGCAGGGCUUUUACAGCGUUAGUCCCCUUGAGGCUAGUGAUGACACUAUGAAAAAUAAAUGGGAAAGUACAGUAUGAAGAAAACUCAGAAGCUAUGACCCAAACAUCACUGACCAUUUAAACCAUCCUCCCCGGCAAUCCGAAAGGAGUUAUAAUCCGCGGAAACCCAGGUCGCAACCAAGGUGUAAACUUUACAUAAUCUUUGUUGAGUAUUUUUUUUGCCCGAGAAAGCCGGAGUUUUGCCAUCCUGUAUUUAUUCAAGCAACGAGAGCUGCGGAAGGGAAAGCGUUCGCCAAGCUCCCUCGUGGGGAUGGUCACGCAGGGAAACUGGCCGAUGGCGGAGGCAGAUCAGCCGGCUGUACCACGCAACGUACCUCGGUCUCUUCCUUCCAGCAGGGCAACUCGUCUCAUUAUGAAACUGCCAACUGCUAGAUAGAUCUUGCAACGUGGUUACGGGCGAAGUCUGCUGCUCCCAAUGCUGUCUCUUUAGCCGCCGUUGGAGUGCAGAACAGACGACGGUGAGCCGCCGUUUCCCUUUUGCAAUGAUCGCGGAGAUCAAAGUAUUCAACCAAAUCUAUCAUUUGCCUCCAGGUGGAUGCCUCCUCUUGCACACCUCGUCGACUAUGUAGCCGAGUCUUUUUAAGGGGCACCCUCGCGUGAAUAUUCGGAAGAACUACAUUACCCAGAAAUCAACGCGCUAGUCGUGCAAAGGACGUCUGCGCACUAAGACACUCGGAUCCAAGUUUGGAGCUUUUAGCUGCCAGUCCUGGCCCAUCAUGUAGGUGCAGCACAGCUUUCCUUCCCAUUGCAAUAGCGGGAGAAACCCCACUUUGCAAUCUGUUUUGCAAGGCGUGCAAUUGCAGCUCCUUCCUCUGCAAGGAAAUCUGCUGUGAGAAGUCAGAAAAACUCCAGUUGCAUGAAGAUUGAGCGCUUGCAGUUUGCAUCUUUGUUGCAAAACUAGCUACAGAAGGCAAAGUCUUUUGUGUUCCCCUCCCCCAUCAAAGCAGAGGGGAAAAUGUCUCAGAGAGGCUCCCUGAUGCUCUUGACUGUCAGUCAUACAUAACGGAAAGCUAUUAUGCUGCAAAACAACAUCCAGCGUCUUCUCUGUCGUUAGCACUAAGCAGACUAUAAGACCCCCUAUGAGAGAAAAUGAAGGACGGUUGCAGCCAAGUGUCUGCCUGCCUUAAAAAGAAAAAGAAUGUCCUGUCUGAGUAGAAUGAUUCCAGAGGGAUGACAUCAUGAUAAAUUGGUGCUUUGUAAUUGGUUAUUCCCCACAGCAGCCAUUCAGGACACCUCAAAAUUCUGGAUACAUUCAUCAGUUCCAAAUGGUUGGACAGCGUUACCCCUGGUUAGCCUUGUAAUUUUUGAGUUGUGGUGUUUUUUUUUUCUGGGGAGUGCCGAGCGUUGAAGUCAGCAUUGAUUCUUGGUGACUGCCUUGACCAGUGAUGGUGAACAUUUUGGGCUCAGAGUGUCGAAAAUUCAGACAAUGCCUAACUUGACUCUGGGCAUAUCACAUUCCCAAAUGAAAGAGAAACGGUCCUCUACUGUCACUCCUAUCUAGGCCAUCAUGAAUUACUGCUGUCAUUCAAAAAGUCUACCUCGCACUGCUCUCCAAGGCAAGAAGAAAAAUCCAGGUUUGAAAAUUCCUAAAGAAGCAUUUGAACAACCACAGACAAGCUCAACGCCACCUAGAGAUUUGGAUUCCAAAGCUUGCAUUAAUAUUGGAGACAAGAACUUUGAAGUUAAAGCCGAUGACCUGGAGCCAAUAUCGGAAUUAGGACGUGGUGCAUAUGGGGUGGUAGAGAUGAUGCGACAUAUGCCCAGCGGGCAAAUAAUGGCAGUGAAGCGAAUCCGAGCAACAGUGAAUAGCCAGGAACAGAAGAGGCUAUUGAUGGACUUGGACAUUUCUAUGAGAACCGUAGACUGUCAUUUCACUGUCACGUUCUACGGUGCGCUAUUUCGAGAGGGCGAUGUGUGGAUUUGUAUGGAAUUGAUGGAUACCUCACUGGACAAAUUCUACAAGCAAGUGAUUGACAGGGGCUUAACGAUUCCUGAGGAUAUCCUAGGGAAAAUAGCUGUCUCUAUUGUAAAAGCAUUAGAACACCUACAUAGUAAACUCUCUGUAAUUCACAGAGAUGUCAAGCCUUCCAAUGUACUGAUUAAUACACAAGGACAGGUGAAAAUGUGUGACUUUGGAAUUAGUGGGUACCUCGUUGAUUCUGUGGCUAAGACAAUGGAUGCUGGCUGCAAACCGUAUAUGGCACCUGAAAGAAUCAACCCGGAACUAAACCAAAAGGGCUACAGUGUAAAAUCUGAUAUUUGGAGUCUGGGGAUUACAAUGAUUGAAUUAGCAAUCUUGCGGUUUCCAUAUGACUCCUGGGGGACGCCGUUCCAGCAGCUCAAACAGGUAGUGGAAGAACCAUCACCACAGCUCCCUGCAGACAAGUUUUCAGCUGAAUUCGUUGAUUUUACCUCACAGUGCUUGAAGAAAAAUUCCACAGAAAGACCUACAUAUCCUGAGCUAAUGCAACACCCCUUCUUUACCUUUCAUGAAUCCAAAGAAACAGAUGUGGCUUCUUUUGUCAAACUCAUCCUGGAAAACUGAAAAAAAAAUGGACUUGUACAUUAUUUUAUUCUUUGAUGGACUGGUGGGAUUAAGGAGGAGGGGGUCAUGGUAGGACAGCCUUCAUUACAGGAAAGCCAGAGGAGAGCUUAACUGGUGGCCAUUUUCCUUUUAUUUUUUUGUAAAAUCCUAAUCUCCUUCCCUUGAAGGCUUUUUUAAAGGGUUCUUUGGUAUUCAUAGUGAUAUAGAAUGAACUGAUUAGUGAAAUGAAUUUUAAUAAGAUUGUCAACCAUAAACAAAAAAAUACACAAAACGACGAGUGAUUUAAAUGAUGAUACUUUAGGGCUCUCUAACCAACCUCUCUACUAGCCAUACUUAAUUUUCUGUCAAAUCAGAUUUCUUUUGUUUAUGGUAAUAGGUGCUACGGUAGUUAUGAAGUUCGAUAUAGAGUUAUAUUUUGUCCUUACUAUUAUUUUAAUAUUUAUGUUAAGCGCUUGAUUUUUAAUAGAAUUCUUGUUUUUGUUUUUUUGUGAGACAGUGGACAAUAAUGACAGCUAUAACAGUGAAGUUACAGAAAAGAGUAUUUAUAGUGCUUUGUAGGAAAAGGAAGGGGAGAAGGUAUGGUCCAUUUAUGACAUGGAUGACAAAUUUACAUUGAAAUAAGAGUUUGAUUUGUAUGUUACUCCAGCAAUGUAUGAGGAAUCAUUCCCUAGUAUAUAUCUGAAGAUUGUUUUGGCGAGAACAUCAGCAGGAUGCAAAAAGAAAAGAAAGAAAAUGAUUUGUUGGAUGAGAUUAUUAUUCCAGUGGUUUGGUUUAAAACUGCAGUUUCUAUAAACAAUUAUAUCCUUAAGAUUAAGAUUCUAUCUCAGUAUCAGGAUCUGUGGGAUUAACAGUGGGAGUGAUAUAUUUAAAAGUUAGUGGAAAAUCAAAAGCAGCUUUAGACAUUUGAUUGUUGCGUAAAUAAUGAUGUUUCUCUAGAUCAUGGGUGUCAAACUUGAUCACAUCACAUGACAUAUCACGACAUAUCACGAUGUUUUUUGCCUUUGCAGAACCAGGGUGGGCGUGGCGCAUGCCGCCCGCAGGCUGCCUUUCAGUUUGACACCCCUGCUCUAAAUCAUGGCCAAUCAAGGAAGAACUCUGUCCCUAUUGGCUUAGUAGAGAGUUUUGUGCCUUUGAAUGGAAAAAAAAAAGGCUUCACAAAGGAAAGUGGGACUGAGGAGGCCUAGAGAUGUGGGUUUCACAAAAGGGGGUGGGGUGUAAAAAAAUCAAGAAAUGAGCAAAGUUUUACUAGUUUUACAUUCUUCUGAGAACACUGAGUUUGCUUUGGAUUCUCAGGUGUCCCAUAGUGGUUUUCUUUUUCACCUACAUGAAUCUUUUUUUCCAUACUCCUCCCUGAAGAAGAUCCACCUAUAUCUUUGGUGGGUCUGUGACAAUUCUCCACAGCCAGCUCGCCAUGACCAGCCUGCCACAGCCAACUCACCAUGGCCAACUUAUCACGGCCAACUCACUGCAGGACAACUCGCCACAGAACUUCUCACUGCGGGACAAGAGUUACACUAAUAUCAAAGAAAUGGUGGAAUAGAAUCAUUAAAGAAAGGAUGCAAAAGGAGGAACAGAAUGAAAUGUGAAUGGCAAAAAUUAAAAUAGUUGUUAUUUAUUUUAAAUAAUUAAAUAGAAUUGUUAAAUUGUCCCGCAACAAGUUGUCUUGCAGCGAGUUGGCCUUGGCGAGUUCACCCACUGCAAGUUGGCUGUGGCAAGUUGGCUGCAGUGAGUUUGCCACAGCAAGUUGGCUCUGUCUGAAAGCAAAAGAUGGAACAGAAAUUACUUAAUAAGCAUUAUUUCCCUCAUCUAACAUGAGCAACAGCAAAAGAACACUGCUAGGGCUAAAACUACUUGAUUUUUCAUUCAGAAGUGGUCGUCAUAGAUUUUGUUUUGACAUAUGGAAACCGCAAUAUGU
This is a messenger RNA of Ahaetulla prasina, 5084 nucleotides long. RefSeq names its product mitogen-activated protein kinase kinase 6 (gene MAP2K6). The record is from RefSeq and is a predicted model, not a curated record. NCBI's taxonomy places the organism in Eukaryota, Metazoa, Chordata, Lepidosauria, Squamata, Colubridae. Bases 2132 to 3169 code for a protein of 345 amino acids. Gene Ontology annotation, biological process: MAPK cascade; protein phosphorylation. The transcript has 13 exons. Gene Ontology annotation, molecular function: MAP kinase kinase activity; ATP binding.